Symbiodinium necroappetens is the source of this 957-nucleotide messenger RNA. Lineage: Eukaryota; Dinophyceae; Suessiales; Symbiodiniaceae. The record is from the annotation of a GenBank genome assembly.
GCCACAAAGCUUAUCCUCAGCGAUGGUGAGGUCCAGGAGGUGUUUGACAGUUUCGGCGUACUUCGCCUCUUGCGGCUCGGGCGCAUCGUCCGCCUGGUGCGCAUGGUGCGGCUCAUACCGGCCCUCAAGUCAAUGGUCUACCUAAUCCUGGCGUCGUUGAAAAGCUUUCUCUGGACGGUGGUGCUGCUGCUUAUCCUGAUGUACUGCGUGGCUGUCUACUUCACGGAAUUGGCCUUCGACUUGCAGCACAAGCAUCCGGACAAAGACUUCUCGUCGGUUAGACAGAGCUGGGGAUCCAUCGGCAGUUCGAUCCUGUCCCUCUUCCAGGCCAUCACUGGAGGAGAUGACUGGCAGAACUUCAUCCUUGUGUUUCGGGAUGUGUCUGGGGACAGCAGCCUGGUGAAUACAUUGGUCUUCUCCUUGUUCAUCGCCUUUGCCACGCUUGUGAUGAUGAAUCUGGUUACCGGAGUCUUUGUCGAUGGGGCACAGCGCAUCGCGCGCGAAGAGAAGAAUCAGGAGCUGCUGAAACAUGUGAGGAGGCUCUUGGCCCCACAGGAGGCUCGGGCCGGCAGAUCCAGCACAGGACCGCGUGGGGGCGACGAUGACCUGGUGACAUGGCUCGAGUUCUGCCAGAAGCUGCAAACGGAAGAGAUGAGCGCGUACCUGACGGCUUUCGAGAUGGAUGCUGGCCAGGCUAAGGACAUCUUCUACAUCCUGGAUCAAGAGCGACAGGGGAAGGUGACAAUGCGCGAGUUUUUCUCUGCCUGUGUGAACCUUCACGGCGCGCCCAGGCUCGCAGACACGGCGAUCCUGCGGCACUUGGUGCAAAGAACCUUUGAAGAGCUGGACAGCCACCUGGAUCGAGUGGAGGCCCUCCUUGGAGGACCAGCCGUCCGAAACGACGGGGCAGCGCCGCAGUACGCCCACACCUGUCCCGACUUCCACAAGCCCGGAUGA